Molecule: messenger RNA, 1443 nt
Organism: Zootermopsis nevadensis
Lineage: Eukaryota; Metazoa; Arthropoda; Insecta; Blattodea; Termopsidae
Product: putative odorant-binding protein A10
Source: RefSeq, a predicted model, not a curated record
AAUACUGCAGCACGAAUGAGCACUUUCUCUGUUGACCCACUAAGCGAAUUCAACCUUAAGCACAUUGUUCCGAUAGAAGUAGAGGCCUGCAGCGCGCAUCGCCUUCAGUUGAACGUCGACUGCUCUCGAGGGAACAUGGCUCUCGACUCUUGUACACAGACUGCAAUGCUGAGGUGUGCUUUGAUCAUAGCCUGCGUCUUCGUCAUAGGAGCUCUUGCAGGUUCUCAGGACGAACAAAGACCCAAAAUAUCAGAUGAGGCCCUAGAGAGGGCGUUGAAUGACAAGCGUUAUCUUCAGCGGCAACUAAAAUGCGCUCUGGGGGAGGCAUCAUGUGAUCCCGUAGGCCGCAGACUUAAAACUCUUGCACCACUCGUCCUGAGAGGGUCUUGCCCUCAGUGCACGCCUGAUGAGAUGCGCCAGAUCCAGAGAACUCUGUCGCAUAUCCAGCGGAACUACCCCAAGGAAUGGAACAAAAUUGUCAAACAGUACGCUGGGUUCUAAGACAGAACCAAAAUAAAAAAUUGUAACAGAGAAUUCGUGAAAAUGGUGAACCAUUUGUCAGUACAGACGUGAUUGGUAAGCAAGUGUAAAGAAGCUUGGCUUCCAAAUUCCAGUGAUAUUUUUAUUUCUGCUGAAAUUAUAACGUGACAGUAUGAGUCGUAAUCAGAACUAAAUAUAUUGCCUACAUUUUUAUAUUUUUUACAUUUUUAUGAUCGCUCUGUAUUAUGUCGUGGUUAACUUCGUUUUUUAGUCGAGGAAUUUUAUGUUUUCUGUGUCAUAGCUAUUUUUUUUAGUCAGUGUUGAUUAAUUUUCAGAUGAUAAAUUUAUAUUAGGUAUAUAAUAAAACAUGUUAUAUAAUUUUUUUUUAGCUUAUAUCUUAAUUGCAUUAUGCUUGUGUUCCUCAAUACAGUACUUUUAUUUUCCGUCGUUACACAAGCUUGUGUAACGACGGAAAAUAAAAGUACUGUAAUGUUAUAUAAUGCUUAGGAUAUAUUUUAUCUGGAAUUUAAGUACUUUAAGUAUGAGGAAGGUUAUUAAUCUAAAUGAAUUACAAAAGCAAACCUGUGAAAUUUAGCAAGUAAUAAUAAAUUUAAUUGAUUAUUCAGAUAUCUCUAGUAGUGUCAAUUGAAGUGUUCAAUUAUGUAUCUGAUACCUGGUACUGAUGGUUCAAAUUAUUUGCAAUGUGUUACAUUUUUGUUGGAGCGAUGGUUGUUACAUAAUAUUACUACAUUUUAAUAUUAAAAAUAGUAUCGUCAUACAACAGACAUUGAAUCUAAUCAAAAUAAGAACCUUGAGGUCCUCUUGUCAACGCUGCUGCUGUCACAUUGACUCGGAGGGGAAUUUAAGAUGUAACGAUGUUGUUAUACAGAGGUACUUUUGUUGCUAGCUAUAUUACUGACAUAUUUUUAUACGCAAGUCUAAUAAAAAUACUCCAUGUAGAAA